ACAGUACAGACUACAGUACAACACACUAAACAACUCUCCCUGAAAAACUUCUCAAAUUGCUCUCAACACUUUGCUCUUCCUCUCCUUCCUCUCUACAUUGUUAGGAUAAGGGGGCUUUUGACUGCUUUCUGUGUUGCUUGGGAGUUCCUGAUUCCAAUUGAAUGGUGUGAAGACAUACUUUGGCAUUUGCUUUACCAAGGUGUGCUUUAAAAUAGAUGGAAGAAAGCCCAACCUCGACUUCAUUUGGUGGGAAAAUAACCAGAAUUUCAUUUAGUUUAGCAACUCAGCAAGAAAUUUGCAAAUCAUCUAUCAGUGACUGUGCCAUAACGCAUGCUAGCCAGCUUUCAAAUCCUUUUCUUGGGUUGCCACUUGAAGCUGGAAAAUGUGAAUCCUGUGGUGCUUCUGAGCCUGGGCAGUGUGAAGGUCAUUUUGGCUACAUUGAGCUACCAAUUCCUAUAUAUCAUCCUGAUCAUGUUCGUGAGUUGAAGAGAUUGUUGAGCUUGCUGUGCUUGAAGUGCUUGAAGAUUAGAAACAGGAAGUUUCAGGUCAAGAAUGUUGGUGUCCUGGAAAGGAUGUUAUCCUCAUGUUGUGAGGAGGCUUCGCAAGUGGCAAUAAAUGAGGUUAGAAAUCCAGAUGGUGCAUUAUACCUGGAACUGAAAGUACCAUCGAAAAUAAGACUGCAGGGAAAUGUUUGGAGUUUCUUGGAAAAGUAUGGAUAUCGUUAUGAUAAGAACCCUCGACCAUUGCUUGCUUCUGAGGUUAUGGCUAUGCUGAGAAGAUUAUCUUCAGACACAAAAAAGAAGCUUUCAGCUAAAGGAUACUUUCCACAAGAUGGAUACAUUCUUCAGUACUUGCCCGUUCCUCCAAACUGUUUGUCUGUGCCUGACAUUUCUGAUGGAACUAACAUUAUGUCUAAGGAUCAUUCAUUGUCUUUGCUGAAAAGAGCGCUGAAACAAAUAGAGGUCAUAAAAAAUUCAAGGUCUGGGAUGCCCAAUUUUGAGUCUCAUCAGAUUGAAGCUAAUGAUUUACAGAUUUCUGUUGCGCAAUAUUUUGAGUUCCGUGGCACUGGAAAGGCUUCUCGUGAUGUUGACCCUCGUUUUGGAGUCAGCAAAGAGUCCAAUACUUCAUCUACUAAAGCAUGGUUAGAGAAAAUGAAAACCUUAUUCAUCAGGAAGGGUUCAGGGUUUUCAUCCCGUAGUGUUAUAACUGGGGACCCAUAUAAAGGGGUGAAUGAAAUUGGUUUACCAUUCGAAAUAGCUCAGAGAAUCACCUUUGAAGAGAGAGUCAGUCAGCACAACAUGAACUACCUACAGAAAUUGGUUGAUGAAAAGUUGUGCUUAACAUAUAGGGAUGGGAUGUCUACCUAUUCCCUAAGAGAAGGUUCGAAGGGUCAUACUUUUUUAAGACCAGGUCAAGUUGUACACAGAAGGAUUAUGGAUGGGGAUAUGGUUUUCAUAAAUAGGCCACCAACAACCCACAAGCAUUCCUUGCAAGCGCUGUCAGUAUAUAUUCAUGAUGACCACACAGUGAAAAUCAAUCCCCUUAUAUGUGGUCCCCUUAGUGCUGAUUUUGAUGGUGACUGUAUCCAUCUAUUUUAUCCCCAGUCCCUUGCAGCAAGAUCUGAGGUCUUAGAGUUAUUUUCUGUUGAAAAACAGUUGCUUAGCUCUCACACUGGAAACUUCAACUUGCAGUUGGCAACUGAUUCCUUGUUAUCUCUGAAGUUAAUGUUCAAAAAGUAUUUCUUUGAUAGAGUAGCUGCUGAGCAAUUAGCAAUGUUUGUUCCAGCUGCAUUGCCUAUGCCUGCUGUAGUCAAGUAUCGUAGUUCUGGUCCUUUUUGGACAGUUUUGCAGUUGUUACAGACUGCAUUACCUGCUUCCUUUGAGUGUAGUGGAGAAAGAUACUUGACUUACAGUAGCGAAUUGGUCAAACUUGAUUUUAAUAGGGAUCUAUUGCAGUCUACUUUUAUUGAUGUUAUUACAUCUAUUUUCUUCUCAAAAGGUCCUGAGGAGGUGUUAAGAUUCUUCAAUUUUUUGACACCCUUGUUGAUGGAAAAUCUGUAUUCCGAGGGGUUUAGUGUGUGUUUGGAGGAUUUUUAUAUCCCAAAGGCUAUUAUUGAGGGUGUCCAGCAAAGUCUUCAAGAUGUUUCACCCUUGCUAUAUCAUAUGCGCUCAACUCAAAGUGAAUCAAUAAAAUUACAGCUUGAAAAUUUCUUGCGUGGCGUAAAAUCUCCUGUUUCAAAUUUUGUUCUUAAAUCAUCUGCAAUGGGGUAUCUGAUUGACUCUAAAAGUGAGUCAGCUCUGAAUAAGGUAGUCCAGCAAAUUGGAUUUUUGGGGAUGCAGAUAUCAGACAAGGGGAAAUUUUAUUCCAGCACAUUGGUAAAUGACCUGGCACAGCUCUUUAAGAAAAAGUAUCCUUCUAGUGGUCACUAUCCUUCUGAAGAAUACGGUCUAGUUCGGAGCUGUCUCUUUUAUGGACUGGACCCAUAUCAAGAGAUGGUUCAUUCAAUCUCUAGUAGGGAAGUUAUUGUUCGUUCAACCAGAGGAUUAACAGAACCAGGAACACUUUUCAAGAACCUUAUGGCAAUCCUCCGUGAUGUCGUCAUUUGUUAUGAUGGCACGGUCAGAAAUAUGUGCAGCAAUUCAAUCAUCCAGUUUGAGUAUGGAAUGAACCACGGGAUUUCCUUCCAAAGUGAGUUUGGUGCUGGUGAACCUGUUGGAGUAUUGGCUGCAACUGCCAUGUCCAAUCCUGCAUACAAAGCAGUCUUAGAUUCUUCUCCAAGUAGUAACUCUGCUUGGGAGAUGAUGAAGGAGAUAUUGCUCUGUGGAGUCAACUUCAAAAAUGAAGUUUCUGACCGCCGCGUGAUACUUUAUCUGAAUGAUUGUGGUUGUGGGAGAAAGUAUUGCAGAGAAAAUGCUGCAUAUGUUGUCAAAAAUCAGUUGAGGAAAGUCAGUCUCAAGGAUGUUGCAUUUGAACUCUUGAUAGAGUAUAGACAACAAUAUUCAGUGUAUGAGAGCUCUCAAACUGAUACUGGCCUUGUAGGUCAUAUUCAUCUCAAUGAGGCAAUGAUGAACAGUUCAAAUAUUACCAUGAAUGAGAUUCUAUCUAAAUGUGAAGAAAGAAUCAUUUCCUACCAGAAGAGGAAAAAAGUUGGUUUUAAGUUCAAGGGAGUUCUUUUAGGAGUCAGUGAUGAUUGUUCUUUUCGGCAGUCUUCUGCAAGAAAGUUGGCAGAGACUCCAUGCUUGAAGUUUAUCUGUCAAGAUGCAAGUGACUAUCAAUUAGAGCAAAGAUCUCAUGUUCUUGCUGAAACAAUUUGCCCAGCUUUGUUAGAAACUGUAAUUAAAGGUGAUCCAAGGGUUUCAACUGUUAAUAUAAUCUGGAUUAGCCCUGAUACAUCAACUUGGAUUAGUAGCCAAUGCAAGAGCCAAAGGGGUGAACUGGCUUUGGAUGUUGUUCUUGAGAAGGAUGCGGUGAAGCAGACUGGUGAUGCUUGGAGGGUUGUGAUGGAUGCCUGUCUUCCUGUCACCCAGUUGAUAGAUACAAACCGCUCUAUUCCAUAUGCCAUCAAGCAAGUCCAAGAAUUGCUUGGAAUUUCUUGUGCAUUUGAGCAAGCUGUUCGGCGCCUAUCAACAUCAGUAAUGCUGGUUACAAAAGGUGUUCUCAAGGACCAUCUUGUGUUACUGGCUAACAGUAUGACAUGUGCUGGUAACUUAAUUGGCUUCAAUAUUGGAGGUAUAAAAGCUUUGUCACGAUCGCUAGAUGUGCAAGUGCCUUUUACAGAAGCAACAUUAUCUGCUCCAAGGAAGUGUUUUGAGAGAGCUGCUGAAAAGUGCCAUGUUGACUCUUUGUCAAGUGUCGUAGGGUCUUGCUCCUGGGGUAAACAUGUAGCUGUUGGUACAGGAUCACCAUUCGAUAUUCUUUUGGACACGAAAAAGGUUGAACUCAACCAACCAGCUGGUAUCGAUGUGUAUGAUUUCCUUCAGUUGGUCAGAGGCAGCUCUGGCGGAGAUGAAACAAACACCACUUGUCUUGGAGCAGAAAUUGAGAAUCUGGACUUGGAAGAUGAAGCUAUGACUUUUGACUUGUCUCCUGUUCGCGACUCUGAUCAGCCAACUUUUGAAGAUAGACAUGAGCUUGAAAACAAUUUAGCAAAUCCAAGGUCCAAGGAGAGCAUCCAGAGAGAAUUGGGUUGGGAGAGGGAUUCACCUCAGACUGCUGAACUAGGUGGUGGUUGGGAAAAGGCAAGCAAAGCCCAAAAUACCAGUGCCAACGUGCUAGUGUCAGAUUCUGCUUGGACUAGUUGGGGUGGUGGUACAGUAGGCAAGGAGGACAACUUCUCCAAGAUGGCAAAAGAAGAUUCACGCAGCUUUACUGACUGGAAUUCUACACAACCUGGUAGUUUGAAGCAGUCAGGAUCAUCAUCUGCGUGGGGGAAAAUGGUUGAUAAUGAAAGGGAUUCGUCUUUUGCUGCUGAACCCCGUAGCAGCUGGGAGCAGGCAGCUGAUAAAUCUGGAAAUGUUUGGACCGGUAAAAAAGUCUCAGAUUCGGCUUGGUCCGGUUGGGGUAGUAGUCCAGUCGAUAAGGAGGCCAGGUUCUCUAAUGGCGUCCAAAAAAAUUCUCCGAAGUAUGGUGAGUGGGGUGCGAAGGAACCUCAAAGUACUGGCGAACAAUCAGAAUCUUCACCUGCCUGGAAGAAAAUUGAUUCUCUGGGGAAUUUACCUUUAACUGCCAAAGCCAGUGGAGGUUGGGAUCAGAAAUUUGACAAGGACCAAAGGCAUGCAGCCCAAACAACAGCACUGGAUCCAGAUUGGUCCAGUUGGAAUAAUUGUGAACCAGUUGAAAGAGAUAGCUUUUCUAAGAGGGUUCAAGAAAGAUCUUCCAGUGAUGGUGAAUGGGGCAAAAAAUCUCAAGAUACUGCCAAGCAGUCGGGAUCUUCAUUUGGUUGGGGGAAGAAGUUUGAGGCUGGGAGUAAUUCACCUUUAACUACAAACGGGAGUGCUUCAUGUGGUAGUGGAGGUUGGGAGCUGGCACUUGACAAAGCCCAAAGGCUUGUUUCCCAAGCAACAGUUAGUGAUCCUACUUGGUCCAGUUGGGGAUCUGGUGAAACAAACAAGGAAGAGAUAAUAUUAAACAGUGGCCAAGGAGAUACUUCCAAUGAUCAUAAAUGGGGUGCAAAGGAAUCUGAAAGCACAGGGAAGCAGUCAGGAUUUUCAUCUGGUUGGGGGACAAAGGCGUCUUCUAAUGAGAAUAAGACAGAUGAAAACAAGGACCCAGCUACAGUCACUACAGAAAAUUAUAGUGAUUGGUCCAAGAUGAACACUGAUGCAGUUCAAGGUGAACGUAGCUUGCCUACAAAUUCUGAAGAAGGUUCUUGGAGAUCUGGUGGAGCAGUUGGAAUUGACAUUGAUGGAGAGAGGAACAAAUCUACUGGCACACACGCGUGGGAGAAUAAGAAAGAUGCACAUUCUCAGAGGGGUCCACGGAAAUGGUUUAAAGGGAAUGGAAAUGAAAGUUCUCGAGGUUGGGGUUCACCCAGUAACGGAGAUUGGAGAAACCAAAGAAAUCGUCCUGCUAAGGCUGUUGACAAUGUUGGUGCAAGUGGAACUUUCACAUUAACAAAGCAGCGGUUGGAUUCUUUCACAGCAGAGGAACAGGACAUUCUUUCGGAUUUCGAACAGAUGAUGCAGACCAUCAGGCGAAUAAUCCAUCAGACUGGGUACAAUGAUGGUGAUCCUCUAUCUGCUGAUGAUCAGUCAUAUGUUGUAGAUAAUGUCCUCAAUUAUCAUCCAGAGAAAGUAUUGAAGAUUGGUGCUGGAAUCAAAUAUAUAAUGGUUUCUAAGCACGCAAGCUUUCAGGAGAGUAGGUGUUUUUAUGUUGUCUCUACUGAUGACCACAAGCAAGAUUUUUCAUAUCGUAAAAGCCUGGAGAACUUUGCCAGGAUAAAGUAUCCUGACAAGGCUGAUGCUUUCCUGGCAAAGUAUUUCAGCAGAAAGCCUCCCCGUCCUGGUUGGAGCAGAGACCAUGCUUCUACUCCAGAUGAAGCUGGAAGUCGGCAAGAACAGUAGUUCCUUUUUCCAGCUAACAUCCUACCAGUGACAGGAAGUUUGCUGCUCAUUUUCCUCUAGAGCAGUCAUUAGUGUUUAUCUUUGCUAUUCCAUCGAAUCUGACAUCCAACCUAGGAAAACUUUAGCUUCUUUAUUGGCACUUCAGUUGUACAGUUGUACAGGCAUCUAACUUAAAUCAGGACUUGUGGUUGCUGGAAAGUCACUGUAUCCACAGGGAAGUCUAGCUGUACAUCCUUCUGCUGAGCAAAAGCCAUUAUCGGUUAAUUAAAAUCCUAGCCAUUAUCGGUUAAUUAAAAUCCUAUCUUCUUCAGAAUCAUAUUUUAUGUAUCAAUAUCGUUUGCAAUU
Molecule: messenger RNA, 6407 nt
Organism: Coffea arabica (coffee)
Lineage: Eukaryota; Viridiplantae; Streptophyta; Magnoliopsida; Gentianales; Rubiaceae
Source: RefSeq, a predicted model, not a curated record